AUGGGAGACUUUGGAUGCGGUGAUGGAGGAUGGACAAUGGUCAUGAAGAUUGACGGUUCUAAGGUCAGUCAAAAUUUUUUUGUUAUUGAGCCAUUAUUGACGAUGGUAUUCUCAUGUCAUCUAAAAUUUAGCCUGGUGCACGUUAUGUUUUGUUUCGAAUCAUUUCCCCCUGGAAUAUCCUAAUUUAUCGCAUACAGGCCUUUAAGCCUUUAGCUAAAGCUUCACUUGGCCCUUUGUCUUGGAUUCUGGAUUCCAAUCGUUAUUAGGAUUCCCGAUUUUUUGAGCUGUAUUCCGGACUCCACAAGCAAAGAUUUCCCGGAUUCCGGGAUUCCAGGAUUCCGGUGUGAUUCACAGGUUUGAGAAAACGAAAUCAAAAGGUUGCCUUACAUCAUCUGGGUUAGUCAAUAAUGAUUUGCUAUCAUCACCUUCACAUUUUAGAGAACUUUCCACUACGAUUCCCAGUUUUGGAGCAACAGAGGUGCAUUCAACCUCGCUGGAGGGAAGACUGGUUUUGACCACCAAGAGACCAAAUUGCCGUCUUAUUGGAGCACACCCUUCUCCAAGAUCUGCCUUGGUAUGAAGCUCGGUCACGAUAUAACGUUUAUUUUCCUGUACAAACAAGCUAAC
Porites evermanni is the source of this 627-nucleotide messenger RNA. NCBI's taxonomy places the organism in Eukaryota, Metazoa, Cnidaria, Anthozoa, Scleractinia, Poritidae. The record is from the annotation of a GenBank genome assembly.